GUAUGCGUAGUGUGUGACAAGUAUAUCAGUCGAGAUAUGAAAAGACAUAUGAGAAUCCAUAAUGAAAUUGGAAGGUUUCAAUGUGUGUUCCCCAAAUCAAUGUGCAAACAUAAAACUGGUUAUUUCAAUAGACCUUAUGAUUAUAAGAAGCAUUUACUCCAUUUACACUUUAAUUUCGAUGAUCCUAAGGGUAAAUCGGCACAUACUUUGGGUGACAAGUUGCCAGUACCAGGAACUUGUGCUGCUUGUGGAUUAAGAUUUGUUGCUGGUACCUGGUUAGAUCAACAUAUUCUUACAAAUGAUUUACAAAAGCGAUGCCGUUACGUGGAG
Hyphopichia burtonii NRRL Y-1933 is the source of this 330-nucleotide messenger RNA. RefSeq lists its product as uncharacterized. The record is from RefSeq and is a predicted model, not a curated record. The annotation marks the transcript as partial. NCBI's taxonomy places the organism in Eukaryota, Fungi, Ascomycota, Pichiomycetes, Serinales, Debaryomycetaceae. The transcript has a single exon.